Messenger RNA from Culicoides brevitarsis, 3915 nucleotides. RefSeq names its product meiosis regulator and mRNA stability factor 1 (gene Marf1). Gene Ontology annotation, molecular function: nucleic acid binding. The coding region runs from base 217 to 3669 and encodes 1150 amino acids. The record is from RefSeq and is a predicted model, not a curated record. NCBI's taxonomy places the organism in Eukaryota, Metazoa, Arthropoda, Insecta, Diptera, Ceratopogonidae. The transcript is spliced from 7 exons.
ACCACCUCUAAACGCGUAAGUCAUAAAAAAUAGGUGUUCCACGUUUUUCUACUAUAGUAAAAAUUUGUGAUUGUAUACUGUCAACGAAUUUUUCAGAUAAAUUGAGUACACAAAAAUUUUUUUUAGUCUGAAAACACAAGCUUUUGUUUAUUAACUUUUUCGUCAAACGUUUAUGGAACGAAAAAUUUUCUUAGUGUUGUACAAUUUUAUGUAAUAAUGAGCCAAAGGUCUAAUUCUAAAAGUCAUAGAGACAUUCCUGACCUUAUGAGUACUUCAAUUCCUCGUGGUAAUUUUUCGACAGGUCGGAAUAAUUACAACGCACUUUCGUAUCGCAGUGGAAAACCACGUUCAAUUCCUGUCCCAUUAAUGACACAAGACACCGGAUAUGCUCGUAAUUCUCGAUUUGCUCCUUACACAGGCUCCGGACGUUUUCAACAUGGAUUUGAGUGUCGAGUUCCGAUACAGCAGCCUAAAAAUCGCAAUCAAACAGAAUACGGGUCUCGAGAAAAUAGGUUACGAUCUGAUAUGUAUAGACUUUCUUACAGCGAGGCUCUGAAAGCCACAUCUUCGAAUACUGAGAUUGCAGAUGAAGCCAGUGAGUCUGUGACUUUACAAAUUAGCAACUUGGAUCCCACAAUUGAAGAGCAUAAUAUUCGCCACUAUCUUUUGUCACAAUUGAAGCCGAUUACACCGGUCAUGUCACUCAUUAUGGAGACGCCCAGCACUGCAAAAGUCAAAGUUCCAUCAAAUGAGUUUGCUAAACAGGUUGUAACGCAUUUACAUCGAAAAAAAGUCGGACACAAGAGAAUUCUCGUAUCGUACUUAAAAGACCCUUCUUCUGCCGAAACUUCAGCACUGAAAUGCCAAAUUACGGGAUUACUGAAAGAUGUACCAAACAAUACUUUACAAGUUUAUAAGUUUCGGGAGCUGUUUCAAUCACGUUUUAAGACAUCUAUUAGCAUAUUAGAUUUGUAUCGCAUGCAGGAUGUAUGCAUAAUAUCUCAUGAUAAAAAUGACGAACGAUUUAUCAGUUUGCACCCAGAUUUAGUUCAUGCUGUCCCCAAUAAUCCUUUGAUUGAUUCGUCACAACACAGUGUUCCCUACUGCGUUUAUCACUUCAAACAAGAAAAAGAUAAAGGCUGGGCUGAAUUGGAAAUUGAACCUCUUCCAAACAUUAUGCUAUCAAUCUCUCAAAUUGAAUCUUUGAUGUAUUCGCUACUCAAGGUUCACAAAGAUGACAUACCAGUGGCUUCUCUAAUGCACUGCAUUGAAGCAGAAUUGAAAAUCAAGUUAGAUGCCAAUGAAAAUGGUGUACCCCUUGAAUGCUUGAUUACUUGUGCUCGUGGCGUUCAAAUAACAAAUAAUAGUUUCGGUAUCAAGAUUGUUAGUUGGAUGGAGCAAGAAACUCUUGCAUGUGAUGCAUCUGAAACAUCCUCAGUUAAUGGACCGAUAACUGGACGAUUUACUGGAAAAAUUACUGCAGAUCCACUUUGCCAGAUAUCCAGAGAGGUUAUUGAACUUGUAAAAAUGUCACCAAAGGCAAUUAUGAAAUUCAAUCGAUUUAUUCCGGCUUACCAUAAUCACUUUGGAAAACAAUGCCGCGUUGCUGAUUACGGAUAUACACGAUUAAUCGACCUAUUUGAAGCCCUAUCAAAUACUGUCCAAAUAAUUGGAGAUGGUGAAAAUCGAUGUAUCGCUCUUACUCAUCGUACACAAAUUCGUCGUUUUACAAGUGACCUUCUUAAAAUACUGCGAUCACAACCCACUAAAUCGAUUUAUUUGUCACACCUCCCGGAGAUUUUCUCCAUAUCACAAAAUCACGCUUUUGACAUUACGGAUUAUGGCGUCUGCGAUGUAAAAGACAUGUUGGAUGGACUCGUUAAUAACAACUCUAUAGUUAUUGAGCCGAUCAACAAUGGAACGGAUGUUCUAAUAUCGAUAACUAAACGUCAACAAACACCAAUCGAAUUGGAAAAGACGAGUAUAUUUGCCGGAGAAGUUGUAGAACUCUUCCGAAACGCCGCUCAAUAUUCAAUUCCAUUCAAGAAGUUUGUUCGAUCAUAUCAUUACCAUUUUGGAUACCAGUGUCGUUUAAGUGAUUAUGGUUUUACGAAACUUGCUGAGUUGUUGGAGGCUAUAAGCGGUGUCGUCAAAAUGGAGAAUGGAUCCAAUGACGAAGAUCGUAAAAUUUUUCUAUGUCAAGAUGUCGCAUUGCGAGUUUUCUCGGAACAGCUGCAAGACUUGAUAAAACAUUUCACCGGGAAAUGCACGACUUUGGUAAAGUUACAUGACAUUUUGCAAAUGCACAAAAAUAAGUUUGGAUACCAAAUGAAUGCACAAACUCUAGGGUACGAAAAUAUUGCAGAAGCUUGCCAACACGUACCCUUUGUUGAGGUCUUUGAAAAAGAUGGAGAAGAUUACAUCAUUUGCCAUUUAGAUGACACUCAUUUUCGUCAACGUGCGUAUGCAGCAGCCAUUAUUUUAAAUGAAACUGGCAGUGACAAAAUGACAAUGAAGAGCUUUGUGCAGGCUUAUGCUCAGCGUUUUAAUGAAAUACUAACGGAGAAGGGAGUAUUUGACAUGAGACAUGCAGUAAAAAUCACGUUCAUCAAUGGAGUAAAAAUGGUUUGUACAACAUCCUUGAUGAAAUUACUGAUUCGAAUCGGAUUGUUGUUGGAACGUGAAACAUAUUUAAAUAUAUGUGAAAUCAAAGCAGCACUCGAUCUGUCGCUGUCUAACUGUUUCGAAAUGGGAUAUCCAAAUCUCUCUGCUCUGAUUCAAGCACAUUUAGACAUAUUUUCAUCUCCGAGCGGCAAUAACAUUCACGAAAGAAGUGAUAUUCGUUUACAUCCUGAUUCCAUUUUGACACAGAAAGGUCUUCAUAAAUUUAUUGAACAGUGUAAACAAUAUUUGGGGAAUACUAGCAAACGUUCAUUCGGAAUAGAGCAUUUACAACCCAAAGCAUUACCUUAUGCGGGAAAUCAACAUCGCCAGACACCUGGAGCUAAGCCUCGAAAUAUCGCAUGUGCAGAACAAGCAUUUGUUUCUGCCCCUUCACGUUCCACGACACCUCGUAGUACUUUUUUUCCGGAUAAUCAGCGUUAUGCUCUUGCUGGUGGUUUCAAACCGAAUAAUUGUUUAAAAUACACCAUGCCAUAUGAUCGUCAAAAUAUGGAAAACUUCCAAUUAGAUAUGAAUAACAACAAUCCUAUUGGGCGUGAUUGGAAUACACCACCAGUUCGUCCUCCUCCAGGAUAUUUACCUAAACAAAAUAGUGGCUCAACACACCAAGCAAUGCUUCCUCCACAUGAAAGACGCCAUAACUUAGAUAAUACUAUGUCCAAUUUUUCCGACAUGUUUGGCUUAAAUUCACUGAAAAAUGGAUUUGAAAGUAUUCAAAGUUAUUACUACGAGCCCCCAAAGCCAGACACACCUCCAACUAGAAACAUAGCAUUUACAUAUGAUCCUAUUUGGAGUAAUAAUGUAAAUGGAAUUUUUGAGGGAGAUCAAAGUCUUAAUACUGGAAACAAUAUGCAUUCACUGAACAUUCACUUGCCUGAGCUUAAAACAUUGAAUAUAAUGCCAGUGAUGUCUUCACCUUGCGGUCAUACGAACACUCCUACACCUUCUGCAACUAAUGUAGUUGACAAAAACAACAACAUAAAAUGAUCAGCUUGCAGUGCAGAGUAUCAACGUUGAUUAUUGUUCAUUGAUUGAUCUAAUUUUAUUUCUCAAAACAAAAUAAUGAAAAAUUUUUAUAUUUCAUAACUACCUUUUUUCUAGUAAGUACAAUAUCAAUUUAAAAAAAAUGGAAGUUUAAGAAAUUUUGUGUAAGUCGUUAAAAUCAUAACGCAGUGUUAUAAUUGCUAAUUCAUUGUAAAUUUUAAUAAAUCUCGCAUUACUUUUGUGCAUGCA